AUGUCUCUGAACCAGAUGCAAAUCAAGCAGGAGCUGCAGCUCCCCCCCGGUUUGGGUAAAACCACCCCAAAACAGAGCCCGGAGCAUCCCCAAAUCCCGGUGCCCGAGCCGCUCCCGGAAAAGGCGAAAUUCCCAGAAAAGGCGAUCGCAGAACCGGGAAAAGGGGAAACUGCCCUGCCCCAGGAGCAGCAAACCCAAAUCCCCGCGGCAUUCCCGAACCCCGAACCUGCUCCGCGCCUGGAAGAGAAAUCCUGCCAGGAACCGACGCUGGAGAAGCAGGAGGUCAAGGAGAUCCCGGAAAAACAGGAGUGCAAGGAAAUCCCAGUGUCCAUCCCAGAAAAACAGGAGUGCAAGGAAAUCCCAGUUUCCGUCCCCGACCCUGUCCAGUGUGCCCAGGAAAAGCAGGAAUGCAAGGAAAUCCCGGUGUCCAUCCCAGAAAAGCAGGAGUGCAAGGACACCCCUGUCCCCAUCCCAGUUUCAAACCCUGAACCCACCCCGUGUUCCCAGGAAAAACAGGAAUGUAAGGAAAUCCCUGUUGUCCAUCCCCAGAAAAACAGGAAUGCAAGGAAAUCCCUGUGAAAUCCGGUGUCCAUCCCAGAAAAACAGGAAAAACAGGAGUGCAAGGAAAUCCCGGUGUCCAUCCCAGAAAAGCAGGAGUGCAAGGACACCCCUGUCCCCAUCCCACUCCCAGACCCCAUCCCAUCUUCCCAGGAAAAACAGGAAUUCCAGGAGAUCCCGGUGCCCAUCCCGGAGCAGCAGCAGCGCUCCCUUCAGAAAUUCCCUCCCCUGGAGCAGCAGCUGGAGCAGCCCGGCCCGUGGCAGAAAUAA
Messenger RNA from Melozone crissalis (California towhee), 828 nucleotides. RefSeq names its product serine/threonine-protein kinase C-like. The record is from RefSeq and is a predicted model, not a curated record. Lineage: Eukaryota; Metazoa; Chordata; Aves; Passeriformes; Passerellidae.